Molecule: messenger RNA, 2892 nt
Organism: Eurypyga helias (sunbittern)
Lineage: Eukaryota; Metazoa; Chordata; Aves; Eurypygiformes; Eurypygidae
Gene: PGAP1
Product: post-GPI attachment to proteins 1
Exons: 28
Biological process (GO): GPI anchor metabolic process; endoplasmic reticulum to Golgi vesicle-mediated transport
Cellular component (GO): endoplasmic reticulum
Molecular function (GO): phosphatidylinositol deacylase activity
Source: RefSeq, a predicted model, not a curated record
AUGCCUGUGGUUGCCGGUAGCCCUGUGAAACCGGUCAAAAGCUCUUCGGAGCGUUUGCGAAAGGGAGGGGUUGGGCCAGGUCCUCUGACACCACUCGGGGCACGGUCAGCGCCCAUGGGGUGGAGUCUUGUACUUCCUGGUCCUUUUCCUGACUUCACAGGGGAGGAAAUUCUAAGCAUCUUCAGUCAAGCGUUGUGCUGGGACGAGAGGCAAGCCUUCAGGAAAAUAAAGUUGCCGAAGAAAACAGCCAGACGAUACCCGGUGUAUGAGCUCUAUCUCUACGGGGAAGGGCACUACGCCGAAGAAAACAAAAAUCUCCUGCUGACAGGAAUUCCAGUUCUCUUUCUUCCUGGGAAUGCUGGCAGUUACAAACAAGUACGUUCUCUUGGCUCCAUUGCACUUAGAAAAGCAGAAGAUGUUGACUUCAAGUAUCAUUUUAAUUUCUUCAGUGUCAACUUCAAUGAGGAGUUGGUUGCGUUGUAUGGCGGUAGUCUGCAACGACAGACCAAGUUUGUGCAUGAAUGCGUAAAAGUAAUCCUGAAGUUGUAUAAGGAUCGAGAAUUUGCACCGAGCAGUGUUGCAAUUGUAGGUCAUUCCAUGGGUGGUCUUGUUGCAAGAGCAUUGCUUACUCUGAAGAAUUUUAAGCCUGGACUAAUAAACCUCCUCAUUACACAAGCCACACCUCACGUUGCACCUGUAAUGCCUCUGGACAGAUACCUUACCGAUUUUUAUACAGCUGUAAAUAAUCACUGGAUUCUAAAGGCCCAAGAUUUAAGAAAUUUAACUACCCUUUCUGUGGCGGGAGGAUUCAGAGAUUACCAAGUUCGUUCAGGACUGGCUUUUCUACCGAGAUUGAGUGAACAUGACAGUGCCUUAUCUGUUGUGAGCUCAGCUGUGCCUAGAGCUUGGGCCUCAACAGACCAUCUCUCCAUAGUGUGGUGCAAAGAAUUGAUCCUGGCUACGAUUAGAGCUUUUUUUGAUCUCGUAGAUGAAAACACAAGGCAGAUAACUGAGGAUCCAGAGAAGAGAAUGUCUGUACUGAAUCACCACUUUGUGAGACACCCUGCAAAGAUGUAUGAGGAAAAUCCCGAAGCUUUUACAGAACUCACAGGAUCUUUCAUGUGGAUUACAGUCAAAGCCUCAAAAUGGACUUAUUCAGCUUACAAUGAUUCUGAUGGAAAAUAUUUCACAUUUCCUCUUGCAAGCCACAGAAAAACAUACAGCCAUGUUUACUGUGAAAACAAUAUGUUGGACACAAAUAGCUGGAUUUAUGGCUGCAUGGGAAGUAAUUCAUCAACAUGUCUGGAAGCUACUGAUUUAUCCUGGAAAGCCGAGUUACUUCCAACCACCAAGGUUGUAAUACUGAAACUUCAGGAUUACCCUUGUUUGUCCCACAUUGUCCUUCAGGUACCACCCACAGUUGGCAAUAAGUAUACUUUGGAGUGUGAAUUCUUCAAAGAGGAUUCCAGAACAGUACAGCUUCCUGUAACACAUCUUUUUUCAUUUGGGCUUUCUUCAAGCAAAAUGCUAUUAAAUUCAACUGGCUUACUUUACAAUGUACAGCUCCAGCACUUUAACCAAAUAUAUCAAGCUUUCAGAAUUUAUAUAGAGAGCCGCUGCCAGUCACUCAAAGAAAGAAAACCUAGUGUUUACAGACUGCAUAUACCCUGGUCACAUGAAGACUCCAUAAUUGUAGCAAAAGUUCCGUCUUCUACUGAGAUUUCUGCAAAACUGCAUGUUGCUCCACCUCAGAAUGACAGCAGAGUUCCAGAGUUAAACAUUUUUUCUUCCUCCUCAGACUGUCAGUAUGAAGUAAUUCUGAAGACAUCACUUUUACAGGUUCUCGGGCAAAUAAUAAGGUUCCAUGCUGGUGCUCUUCCUGUUUACAUUGUUUGCAAUAUUCUUCUUGCUUACGGAGGACAGUUGAGCACAUUGAUAUCAACAGGACAGUGUUCAGACUUUUCCCUUGAACUAGUUAGGACAGCUAAACCCUACAAAGUAGAGCCUCUUAUAAGCAUUGUUGUGGUUCUGCAGGGGUUUCACUGGUUUAGAGAGAUAUGGGAAUCGCUGUCACUACCAGAGGUGGACACUGCUGUAUUGAGUAGUCAGGAUGUAUGGUUCCCCCUUGUGUCCCUGAUUCUAUUCCUUUUUGGGACAGGCAUAGCCUACUGGAGUGGAGUAUUUUUCUCUACAUCUCUGAGACUCUUCUCUUCAUUAUGGUUAACUCUGAUUAGACCUCCUGUACUUCAGAAAGAUAAGUUGAUCACACCUAGAAGACUCUGCGGGGUGUUAUCCUUAGCUUUGGUUAGCUGGACCACUUGUGGUGCAUUUGCUGUAUUCAUUAUUUACCUUCAAUACUUGUUUAAGGUAUGAGAGGCUAAACAUUUUGACUUUAUAACUGAAUUCCAAAUUUCUUAUGCUUUGAAUCCCUACCACUCAAAAGAAACUUCACAGGACUCCAGUACACACACUGUCAGAAACCAGAGUCCACGGGACAGUAGUUCCAAAGCAACACAGUCUCUUUUCCUCAGUACAACAGUUGCUGAGGCUGUUAACUCUCUGAAGAUUCACGUUACGAUUCUCCAUUUAUUCACGUGGAUUGUGCUGCUCAACUUGCCAUCUUUAAUUUAUUGGUUAAAAAAUCUCAGGUACAAUGUUAGACUUGAUCCUGAUCCAUGUAGAUCCACAGCUAUUAUCAUCUCAUGCAUUUUAGAAAUUCUCAUCAAUUCAAGUACUUCAGAAGUAAAAUCCAGUAAACUCUUGAAGAUCACAGCCAAAGUUCCACUCCCUUUGUCUGUUGCAAUGUUGGCCUUUGGACGAAUGCAUUUGUACAAAAUACCACACUUUGUAACCUUUUCUCUUUUCCUACAUGUGCUGUGUUGUAUUGUGUAA